AUGACCCGAGUAGGAAGGAAACGACAACAUCACUGUAUUCGAGAUGUCAAGCGAGCCACCAGGACUAGAGCACGUACAAGAGAUUUAGACCAGAUAUUUGAGGAUAUGGCUAAACCAGUUGAAGUAUUCAAGAAUGUUCCACAAGAUACAGACUUGCCUGGAAUGGGUCAAAACUACUGCAUCGAGUGUGCUCGCCAUUUCAUCAAUAGCUCAGCACUUUUAGACCAUCAGACAACAAAAUUGCACAAGAAAAGAGUCAAGGUUUUGGCAACUGGAAAGGCAUAUACUCAAAAGGAAGCAGAGGAAGCAGUUGGAUUAACCACAGACAAUGGACCACUGCGAUCAUAA
Batrachochytrium dendrobatidis JAM81 is the source of this 348-nucleotide messenger RNA. RefSeq lists its product as uncharacterized. Lineage: Eukaryota; Fungi; Chytridiomycota; Chytridiomycetes; Rhizophydiales. The record is from RefSeq and is a predicted model, not a curated record. Bases 1 to 348 code for a protein of 115 amino acids. The transcript is spliced from 4 exons.